AUGUUAUUUGGGUGGCCUCUUCAACACUCCCGCGGAUUAUCCUUUAAAGCGACCUUGCCAACAGAAACGAAAUCGCGGAACUCCAAAAACGUAAAUUCAAAGACCAAUAUAUCUAUCUAUCUAUCUAUCUAUCUAUCUAUCUAUCUAUCUAUCUAUCUAUCUAUCUAUCUAUGUUUUGACAUGAAAACCCCUUCUUUUUUCACUUACCAUUUUCUUCAUUUAUUUCCAUUUCUCAUUUUCUCUAAUUCUCUGUCUCUCUUUUCCUCUCUGUCUCUCUCUUCCUCUCUGUCUCUCUCUUUCACUCUGUCUCUCUCUUCCUCUCUGUCUCUCUCUUCCUCUCUGUCUCUCUCUUCCUCUCUGUCUCUCUCUUUCACUCUGUCUCUCUCUUCCUCUCUGUCUCUCUCUUUCACUCUGUCUCUCUCUUCCUCUCUGUCUCUCUCUUUCACUCUGUCUCUCUCUUCCUCUCUGUCUCUCUCUUUCUCUCUGUCUCUCUCUUUCACUCUGUCUCUCUCUUCCUCUCUGUCUCUCUCUUUCACUCUAUAUAAUUUUCAUGAAGUACAAUCAGCAUUUGUGGCAAAAGUAAUUUUCUGCAUUAAAAAAGCACAUAAAUGCACUUUCAAUGUGCAACUUACAUUAUUACAUUUCUAA
Acanthosepion pharaonis is the source of this 648-nucleotide messenger RNA. The record is from the annotation of a GenBank genome assembly. Lineage: Eukaryota; Metazoa; Mollusca; Cephalopoda; Sepiida; Sepiidae.